Penicillium chermesinum is the source of this 1650-nucleotide messenger RNA. RefSeq lists its product as uncharacterized. The record is from RefSeq and is a predicted model, not a curated record. NCBI's taxonomy places the organism in Eukaryota, Fungi, Ascomycota, Eurotiomycetes, Eurotiales, Aspergillaceae. The coding region runs from base 1 to 1650 and encodes 549 amino acids. The transcript has 7 exons.
AUGUCUCUUCAGCCAUGGGAGCGCCAAGCCCAAAAGGGUCGAGACAUUUUGCAGAACUCCGUCCCUAAACAAUGGCUCUUGCCGGAAGAUAAGCUCCCCCCAGCGUCACAGAAGGAUGUUACAGAUGUUCCAGUGCAGUGUGGGCUGCUGAGCGAGCAUGAAGUGGCGAUCACCAAUCUAUCUGCGACGCAGCUUGUAGCAGAGAUGGGACAGGGCAAGCUUUCGGCAGAGGAGGUCGUUAUUGCCUUUCUCAAGAGGUCGGUCUUGGGACAUCAGCUCUUGAACUUCGCUACUGAAUUCCUAGCGGACGAAGCCAUUUCGAGAGCCAAGGAAUUAGAUGAUUACUAUAAAAAGACUGGAAAACUUGUUGGUCCUCUGCAUGGGGUUCCCAUAAGUGUCAAGGAACAUGUCGCUAUCAAGAAUAAGACCUGCAACACAGGCUACGUUGCUUGGGUCGACCAGGUAGCCAGUGAGGAUGCAUACCUCUUGCAGCUCCUCCAUAAAGCAGGAGCAGUAUUCCACGUUCGCACAAACCAGCCGCAGUCACUCAUGCAUCUCUGCUGCGAGAACAAUAUCACAGGCAAGACAUUGAACCCAUUCAACCGUACCCUGACGCCUGGUGGCUCUUCCGGUGGCGAGGGUGCGGCAGCCGGCUUUCGAUGCUCCCCCCUGGGUAUCGGCACCGAUAUUGGAGGCUCAAUCCGAGCCCCCGCUGCCUUCUGUGGGGGCUAUGGGUUCAAGCCAACCGCGUUGCGGAAUCCAAUGGCAGGAUGCAGAGUCGCGUGCCUAGGGCAGGAGACCAUUCUCGGGGUCAUUGGUCCUCUGGGUAGCUCUUCGCUGGACGAUCUGGAGCUAUUCCAGAGGGCAGUCCUGGACCAAGAGCCCUGGGAAACGGACACAUCCUUGGUGCCACUUCCGUGGAAACGGGUGACCCCGACGCGAGAUAUCACGAUUGCUAUCAUGUGGGAUGACGGAUGUGUACGUCCCCAUCCACCAGUGACCCGUGCUCUUCGACUGGCAAAGGAGAAGCUUUCGGCGGCGGGAAUUACCGUCGUCGACUGGGAACCAUAUAAGCAUCAAUACGGAUGGGAUAUCCUCUCUAAACUGUAUUACCCCGAUGGGGCCUCCCUGCAACGCAAAAUGCUUCAAGAAUCUGGCGAACCUGCCCUCCCACUCAGUGAAUGGGCCUUCUCAUAUGGCCCAAAGACACCCCUGACGCACCCUGAAGCCUGGGUCCUUCAAUUCCAGCGCACCAUGUACCGUGCCGAAUACCAUGGACUUAUCAAAAGCCGAGGGGUAGACUUCAUCAUAUCACCUGCUUAUCCAGGCGUGGCAGCCGUUUAUGGGGAGUCGCACUACUGGCACUACACUGCGAUUUGGAACCUACUGGACCUGCCAGCGGUGAUCUUCCCGUCUGGGCUCCAUGUCGAUCCGAAGCUAGAUGCAUUGAAUGGGGAAGAUGAAAGCUACAAGCCGCGGAAUGAAAUUGAUGAAAGAGAGUGGAAAAAGUACCAGAGCCCAGAGCGGUAUGAAGGAGCCCCCAUCGGACUGCAGAUCGCCGGCAGACACUUCAAGGACGAGGAAACUCUAGCUGCCGCUAAGAUUGUUGAAGAUAUCAUGAAGGAGGGGGCUCCAGUCUCCGGGCAUUGA